Entamoeba invadens IP1 is the source of this 1650-nucleotide messenger RNA. RefSeq lists its product as hypothetical. Lineage: Eukaryota; Evosea; Mastigamoebida; Endamoebidae. The transcript has a single exon. The record is from RefSeq and is a predicted model, not a curated record. Bases 1 to 1650 code for a protein of 549 amino acids.
AUGUCUAGAGCUGACCACACAAUAAUAAAGAACGUCGUUUUUUAUCUUGAAUCAAUGCGUGACUUGUGCCAAUUUGUUAAGAUAAACAAACACACUCGAAUGCUAAUAAACACAAUAAAUUAUUGUCCUAUCAAACUGCUAUCGAAAGAGUUACCUGAAGUAUUAAUGUACUAUUUUCCAUCUACAAAAGCAAUGUGUGUCAAUCUUUUAAAUUCCACCCUUCCAAAACAAAUAAUUGAAAAAGUCCAAUGUAUUGAAAUUGACUACUUUGACCACGACAAAACUACCAAUGUGUUCAAAAGUCAUGAAACUCUUUUGGAAAAGAAGAACACAUUACAAAAAGUUUACAAACUGAAAAUCACAAUGGACUACUUUGAAACGUUUGCAGCAAACAUUUUAUUAUACACACAUUUGUGUGUGUUGUACAUUAACGGAAUUAACUCGACAACACAUCUCAAUAGUAAUUUACUUGAAUGCAUUUCAAAAAAUACAUUAAAGAAAGUCAUAGUAUGUGAUGGGGUGGACAGACUCCUUUCUAUUUUAACAAUUUUCCCGUUCAACAAACACAAACAAAUUAUGUACUUUUUCAUUAUGACAAAUACCACAAAACAUGGAGAUCCUCCAGACUUUACAUUACUCAAAAACACCCCACAAAACCUCAAAGUUUGGACAACCUUUAUAUCAAAACAAACAAUAGAAAAUCGAAUUGCUUAUUUACCAAUACAAGGGAUGUUUGAUCCUUAUUAUAAUGGAGGAAUCACAAUUUUAAAAGACGUGAACGGGCAUGAGAGAACUAUUGACAGUGAAGUUUUUCGGUGUUGUGAAGACAAAAUUAAUAUUGAAUGGUACCACAAAGAAAUUUUUGAUUUGUGGGGUUACAGCGACAAAAGAGGAGAUGAGAUGAAAGAGCAAAUCAAUGAUGAAAUGAAGUCGCUUAAUUUCAGCGACACACAAAAUAUACAUCAAAUAAAAGUAUCUGAAAUUGCAAAAUGCACUGUUAAAAUGCCCAAAACCGCAAAUGUAAUUGAAAUAUCAUGUGUAUCAGAAAAGAUGGAUUUGAAUGGUUGUAAACCUGAAACGAUAGAAGUGUAUAAUUACACUGGAGAAAGUCUGAUUAUUAAUGAUCAAAAUUUGAAGAGAUAUGUUUCAGGUGGAAAUUUUACAAAAAUGCCGAAGUGGGUUCACAACGGUAUUAUCAACAAUAAUAAAUAUGUCAUUGAUAUAAAUACAAUUGAACACUUCUACGUAAAUGACAUUGGGCGAAUGAAUGUCUUUGAAAUAACACAAGGAAGUAAAAAAGUGACUCUUUUGGAUUCAAAACAAUUUUUGUGGGAUAAGGAAAAGCGGAAAAUCUAUUUGAAAGGAGCUGAAGGACGAAUAGAUCUGUCUGAAAUAGAGUUACACAAAGUGUGGUGUAAACGAGGAGAGAAUGAGACUGAAAAUAUGUUUGAACCAACCCUCGUUUUAGGAGAUGUUUGGAAAGUUGAUAUCACCGACGAGGUAUUCAAUGAGAUUCAUUUAGGAAUUAUUGAAGAACUCACUCUAAUCAAUGUAAAUGCUAAAAAACUCGAGGUUUCCCAAUUAAAACAGGUUGUUGGCUGGAACUCUAAUUUUGGCGCUUACACUAUUAGUACACUGACUCAACAAUAA